AUGGUCAAUUCUAUCGUCACCGCGCUCUUCUCUCUGGUGGGAAUUACAGCCGCAGCCGUCUCAACUGACAACACCUGUGGAGGCACCAAAGGGCUGACAUGUCCCGGUUCAUUGUGUUGCAGUCAAUACAACUGGUGUGGAGUCAGCGAUGACUAUUGUGGGGCCGGGUGCCAGUCUAAGUUUGGCAGAUGCACGACAAUAUCGUCUUCCUCGACGAAGAUUUCUCCAGAUGGGACUUGCGGAGGGAUCAACGCGUACACCUGCACAGGCGGGUCGUUUGGCAACUGCUGCAGUCAGUGGGGAUACUGUGGUAACUCAGAUGACCAUUGCCUCAACGGCUGCCAGUCCAAGUUCGGAGAUUGCAGCUCGAUCACCGUCGGUGGGAAAUCACUGCGGUGGCUCAAACGGAUAUAUUUGUCCAUCGGGAACGUGUUGUUCGAAGAACGGAUAUUGUGGCACAUCAAGCGACUUUUGCGGGUUUGGCUGCCAGACAUCGUUCUCUCCUGGAACUUGCUCGGCCUGCCCUGCACCAGCAUGUGCCGGCACGGCAUCAAGCAACCCGACGUGCUCUACUAA
Molecule: messenger RNA, 576 nt
Organism: Colletotrichum siamense
Lineage: Eukaryota; Fungi; Ascomycota; Sordariomycetes; Glomerellales; Glomerellaceae
Gene: LECC
Product: Lectin-C
Exons: 4
Coding region: 1-576 (191 amino acids)
Molecular function (GO): chitin binding
Source: RefSeq, a predicted model, not a curated record